Messenger RNA from Penicillium manginii, 201 nucleotides. RefSeq lists its product as uncharacterized. NCBI's taxonomy places the organism in Eukaryota, Fungi, Ascomycota, Eurotiomycetes, Eurotiales, Aspergillaceae. Bases 1 to 201 code for a protein of 66 amino acids. The record is from RefSeq and is a predicted model, not a curated record. The transcript has a single exon.
AUGAAAGCAAGCCUCAAUGUGAGCGAUGCAUCAAGUCCGGCCGUCAUUGUCGCUGGCCUUCCGCAGAGCAACAACUGGACAAACGACAUCGCUUCCGGCCCCACGGGUCACUUCAUGAUCUAUCGGGGUCUGGACGAUUUGUCCAUGGAGAUCCUGCACCUUCUGAACUGCCCUAUGCAAGUCCAUAUCAGAAACGGUUAA